AUGUCCUCGCCUCCAUCGAAACGGCAGGACCUGCAGGGAAUCCGAGGACUGGCGAUCCUUUCGGUGCUCGGUUUCCACUUCUACCCGCACCUCUUUCCGAACGGCUACCUCGGAGUCGAUCAGUGAGUCUCUCAGUUCCCCAGCAGACCUUCCGUUCUCUUCCAGAUUCUUCGUGCUCUCCGGCUUCCUCAUGUGCAUGUUGCUCACCAAAACAGAGAAGAAGCCGCCGUGUUCCGUGCUCGUGCACUUCUACUCCCGUCGCUUCAAACGCAUCCUGCCCCUUUAUCUGCUCAUCCUCCUGCUCACCGUCGUCGCCCUCUACACGGUGUUCCCCGAUUCUGCGGUGCUCCAGAAUCAGUCGUCCGCCACGAAGGCCUUGUUAUUCGUCUCGAAUCGGCCACACACUGGCGAGGAGGACUACUUCGAGAAGGUUUCCUUUCGCCCUUAUUCCCUCCCACUCAACUAUUUUCAGCUGCAACUGGCUAUCGAUCUCUUCACUCACACAUGGUCCCUUUCGGUCGAAAUACAGUUCUACUUUAUUGUUCCUGCCAUCUUCCUCGUUGGCAAUAUGCUCUCUCCCGCCUUCAAAUACGGCUAUUAUUUCAUUCUCGGUGAGUUUCCUCUUCCCUGCUCUCACUCACUCUCCCUCUCUCAUUCCAGGCUUGAUCUCUCUGGCCUUCUACCUCUCAUUACCCCCAGAAAUGUCAUUCAACAGUACGCUUGCAAGGAUAUGGCAGUUCCUCAUCGGCAUGCUCAUUUACAUGUGUGCCCCUUCUCCCGUCCAUUCGACUGCGAGCGCCUCUUACAAACGUUUGGAAUCAGUUGAGAACGGAGAAAGCGAUGCAGUCUGUCUGAUCGACAAAGACGGAUUCUCGGAGGAGGAAGAGGAGGGGGAGGCGAUAGAAGAGCGAAUCCCUUCGCCGUCCCCGCCUUCCACUUCCCUCGGUCCCUUCUCCAAACACUGUUUCCUCCUGCCGAUGGCGUUCGUUAUCACUUAUCCGAUCGAGAUGUUUCCCUCUCUUGUUCGGUAAGACUGCAACGGUCUGGAUUCGACAGAAUCCGUCGUUCAGGCCUCUGUUCACAGUGUUCACCGGCAUUCUGAUGCUCCUUUCCAUCGACGAUCCCUUCCUCAGUUAUCGUGCUCUCACCUACAUCGGAGACAUUUCUUACUCUCUUUACUUGGUGCACUGGCCGAUCUACGCAUUCGUAAAGUUAACGUUCCCUGAUAACCAAUUCGGUGAGCCUGUUUCCGAAUAUAUCCUCCUCACAACCCUCGUUUCAGCCCUAUCUGCCAGCCUUCUCACCUCUGUGCUAGUAGCCGUUAUUGUGUUCGAAACAUUUGAAAAGUGAGAUACUUUUAGGUUAAAAGGUAGAGUGACAUUACGUUUAUCCAGGUGGUAUCUGAAGUUGUCCAGUACGUCAGUCGGUGUUUUGAUCCUCGUUCUCUUCAUUGCCAACAUGGCACUCAUCAACAAAGACGUCAUUCAGGACGCACUCAUCACCGAGAAAGUUUCCACUUCGAAGUAUUCGAGACUAGAUGGCGUCACUGCGAACAUGACGUUUGGUUCGUGUUGACACUUUUCCAAAAUAAAGGCAGUUUUCAGACGACGCGAUCCGAAUGAAUGAUCGAUGGAACAAGUACGAUUUGGAGGAAAUGAUUGAGCCCGGAUGCAUCAAGAGAUCACCAAAACACACGAAUUGGUGUGAUUACGAAGUGCGCGCAAGACACAUUUGAAUCCGACGAACUUACAGUUAUUCAGGAGAAAGGAAAUGAGUUCAAAAUCGCAAUGUUCGGUAACAGUUAUACGGAAAAUCAUCACAAGAUGCUAAUUCAAGAGUGCAGACACCGAACAUAUAAUAUCACGACUGAUUCGGAGAGGGGUACGUCUUCUAGCGAUUCACACUCAAAUUUCAAUAUUCUUUGGUUUUCAGGAUGCGAACCAUUGGCCGUCCAGCCGAAUGACAAGGGUUGCGCGGCAAAACUGCCUGAAUUCGUCGAGUUCAUUGAGAGCGCUGAACCUGAUUACGCAUUCAUGUUCACAAGGUUUCCAACCAUUCUUUUGUAUCUUCUCACUUUCAUCAUCCUCUCAUCCCAGAUUCUUUGCCGUAGGGGAUCCUUUCGACAAUAACAACACGGACUUGGAAAAGGAUCGGACGUACCUGGAAAUGCGGAGUCAACUCAAUAAGUUCAUUCCGCACAUCAAAAAGAAACUGUUCAUAUUGGAUUCAUUCCCGAGAGCCAACGCAGGGUACAUUUCGAAAGUCGCUGUUGAUUUGAAGCAAGGGAAGAGUAUAGAAGAGAUCAGUGUAAGUGGGAGAAAAAUCACGAAAAAGCAGAAAGUUGGAUUGCAGAAGAAGUUGCUGGUCCCAGAUGGGUACGAGAGAGGAAGGCUCCGACAUGCCGCUCUCAUCAAAGAGUGCAAUGGAAAGUGCGAACUGAUCGAUUAUCUGCCGCUCUUCUGGAACAAUUCGACGAAGAUGCUCCAGUACUUCGAUGAACGUGGAUUCUCCUACUUCACCUCUCCCAAUCAUCUCUCUGCCCAUGGAAUCGAAUUAGUUCGGCCAAUUUACACCAAGAUUUGUGCAAAUCUAUCAUGA
Molecule: messenger RNA, 2598 nt
Organism: Caenorhabditis sp. 36 PRJEB53466
Lineage: Eukaryota; Metazoa; Nematoda; Chromadorea; Rhabditida; Rhabditidae
Source: the annotation of a GenBank genome assembly